ACCUGUAUUAUUUUUCUAUUGCUGCUGUUAAAAAUUAUCACACUUGGUGGCUUAAAACAAUAUAAAUUUAUUAUCUUACAGUUCUGUAGUUCAAAUAUCCAAUGGGGGUCUCGCUAGGCUAAAGCCAAAGUAUUGUGAGGGCCAUGUCCCUUUCUGGGGCUUCUGGAGAAAGUAUGUUUCCUUGCCUUUUCCACCUUCUAGCAGUGCCCUUCCUCCAUCUUCAAAUCCAGCAAGAGCGAGUCAAGUCCUCACAGCACCUCUCUCUUACCACAGCUGGGAAAGAUGAGACACAUCUGGAUAGUCACCCCAUCCCAAACUUCUUAACCUUAGUUGCACGUAUGAAGUACCUUUGCUGUGUAAGGUAACUUAUUCAGAUGGUGAUUAAGGUGUGGACAUCUGUAGAGGGGCCAUUAUUCUGCCUACCACAGUGCUUAUUGCAGAGGACCACCAGAAUGGUGAAGGGGCUAAACUGGAUACAGAGAAUCAGACUAAGAAGAAUUGAAGAUGAUCCUGAAAUUUAUUGCUUAGGUGAGAAUGGGAUAAUGUUUAUAAAGUGAUUAGUGCAGUAAGUACAUAAUAAAUGGUUUCUACUUCAAAGGCUAAUGCACAAUUGCAGAAAUAUAAUAGCUCAGAGGGAAAGAAGCUUAGGGAUGUGGAAAGAGAUGAAGCAGCAUAACAUUUUAUCUUGUGAAGAACAGAAUUUGGGAUCCAAAUUCUCACUUUACAUUAGAUCAGCAAGUGGUUUCAGUGUCAGAAAGCACUAAGUUUAACAAGAACUCUGCAUUACUUCCCUAACUAGUGAGAGAGUUGGGGAGAAUGGAGGUGACGGGAUACUAUCGUAGCAACUUCUGGCCUCUUUCUGCCAUGAUUGCACAAUGUACGUAUUCUGAGAAGGAGGGAAAACUUUUAUCAGAGGACGAAAGCAAGAUUUUUGAUGCUUAGAGGACUAUUGUAUUGGUUUGUUUGUUUUUUUCCGGGAACUUACAAGAAGGAAAUCUCCUCUGAAACCAAAACUCAGCCAUCAGAGGUUAUGAAAUUUUUCAGGCUUUCUCUAGAAUCUUCCUUGCAUUUGUCUCUUAAAACAUGUUCACCUUGACCUUUGAGAAGUUGCUGAUAAGUGGAUAUCAAGCAGGAGUUAAAUUAACAAACCCUCCCACCUCGUUGAGUGGUAGCUUCCAAGGCCAUGGUAAAUGUGUAUCAGUGUGAACUCGAUCCAGAACCAGCCAGGAAGGGAACAAAGUUUAGUCUGUGAGGAAAUAGGCGGCUGUUGGUAGUUUCAUGCUGUCUGUGCAGACUUCAGGUUGCUGUGGUGUUCUGAAGCCCACUCUUACAUCAGAGCUCUGUUCUAAUGAUCCUCUGAGUGUCGGUCGUCUCAGGACCUUGGGCACACUCAUGGCACGAUGGCCAGCCCUCAGGAGCACCUGAGCUGCUCCUCUUCCCUACAGUUACCCUUGAGUGAAAACAAAACCUUCAAUGGACUACAAGAUGACAUUGCACCAAUGGGGAGCCACCCUUCACCCAAGCACCUUAAGGACCAGCAAGAAAAGGGGGUGGUGCAAACAGAGCUAACUGAGGGCACAAACAGCCCCAUCACCACCACAGUGUUGACAAGUGUAAGCGAGGAUUCCAGGGACCAGUUUGAGAACAGCGUUCUUCAGCUUAGGGAACAAGAUGAAUCAGAGAUGGCCAUUUCUCAUGGAAACAGCAACCCUGUGGACGGAGAGAGCACGAGUGGAACUGAAGACAUCAAGAUUCAGUUCAGCAGGUCGGGCAGCGGCAGUGGUGGGUUUCUUGAAGGACUAUUUGGAUGCUUAAGGCCUGUAUGGAAUAUCAUUGGGAAGGCAUAUUCCACUGAUUACAAAUUGCAGCAGCAAGAUACUUGGGAAGUGCCAUUUGAAGAGAUCUCAGAGCUGCAGUGGCUGGGUAGUGGAGCCCAGGGAGCUGUCUUCUUGGGCAAGUUCCGAGCGGAGGAGGUGGCCAUCAAGAAAGUGAGAGAACAAAACGAGACGGAUAUCAAGCAUUUGAGGAAGUUGAAGCACCCUAACAUCAUCGCUUUCAAGGGUGUUUGUACUCAGGCCCCAUGUUACUGUAUCAUCAUGGAAUACUGUGCCCAUGGACAACUCUAUGAGGUUUUGCGAGCUGGCAGGAAGAUCACACCUCGAUUGCUAGUAGACUGGUCCACCGGGAUUGCAAGUGGAAUGAAUUAUUUGCAUCUCCAUAAGAUUAUUCAUCGUGAUCUCAAAUCACCUAAUGUUUUAGUGACUCACACAGAUGCAGUAAAAAUUUCAGAUUUUGGAACAUCUAAGGAACUCAGUGAUAAAAGUACCAAGAUGUCCUUUGCUGGUACAGUCGCAUGGAUGGCGCCAGAGGUGAUACGGAAUGAACCUGUCUCUGAAAAAGUUGAUAUAUGGUCUUUUGGAGUGGUGCUUUGGGAGCUGCUGACAGGAGAGAUCCCGUACAAAGAUGUAGACUCUUCAGCCAUUAUUUGGGGUGUUGGAAGCAAUAGCCUACACCUUCCAGUUCCUUCCACUUGCCCUGAUGGAUUCAAAAUCCUUAUGAAGCAGACAUGGCAGAGUAAACCUCGCAACCGACCUUCUUUUCGGCAGACACUCAUGCAUUUAGACAUCGCGUCUGCAGAUGUACUUGCCACCCCACAGGAAACUUACUUCAAGUCGCAGGCUGAAUGGAGAGAAGAAGUGAAAAAACACUUUGAGAAGAUCAAAAGUGAAGGAACUUGUAUACAUCGAUUAGACGAAGAACUGAUUCGAAGGCGCAGAGAAGAGCUCAGGCAUGCUUUGGAUAUUCGUGAACACUACGAGAGAAAACUUGAGCGGGCUAAUAAUUUGUACAUGGAAUUGAGUGCCAUCAUGCUGCAGCUGGAAAUGCGGGAGAAGGAGCUCAUCAAGCGUGAACAAGCAGUGGAGAAGAAGUAUCCUGGGACCUACAAACGACAUCCCGUCCGUCCAAUAAUCCACCCCAACACCAUGGAGAAGCUCAUGAAGAGGAAAGGCGUGCCUCACAGACCUGGGAUGCAGGCCAAACGGCCAGAUCUGUUGAGAUCGGAAGGUAUCCCCAGUACAGAAGUGGCUCCCACCGCAUCCCCUUUGUCUGGAAGUCCCAAAAUGUCCACUUCCAGCAGCAAGAGCCGGUAUCGGAGCAAACCCCGCCACCGCCGAGGGAAUAGCCGAGGCAGCCAUAGUGACUUUGCAGCAAUCUUGAAAAACCAGCCAGCCCAGGAAAAUUCACCCCUCCCCACUUACCUACAACAGGCUCAGCCCCAGUACCCCUCUCCCCAUCACCAUGAUCCUCUGCAGCAGCAAUACCAGCAACCCCCUCCUGCCGCAUCCCAGACUCACCACCCGAGACUCAGUAUGCACGGCCAGGACAUUGCAACCUGCGCCAACAACCUGAGGUAUUUUGGCCCGGCGGCGGCCCUGAGGAGCCCACUCAGCAACCACGCUCAAAGACAGAUGCCUGGCUCUAGCCCUGACCUCAUCUCCACAGCCAUGGCAGCAGAUUGCUGGAGGAGUUCUGAGCCUGACAGGGGCCAGGCUGGCCACCGGGACUGCUAUCAGGCUGACCCUUACGACCCCUGCCUCCAGUGCAGGCCAGCACAGCGCGGGUCCCUAGACUUCCCCUCGGCUGAGCCGGUGGGGAGGAGCCCCGACCUCUUCAAGUCACCAGCACACAAUCCCCUCUCGGAAAAUGCCCAAGGUUCUGAGAAAACGGAAGAAAACGGGUUCAGCGGCUGUAGGUCUGCGUCAUCCCUUGGCACCCCUCAUCACAUCGCCUCCGCAGUGCUACCUCGAAAAACAAGGCCCCUUCAGAAGAGUGGAGAUGACUCCUCUGAAGAGGAAGAAGGGGAAGUAGAUAGUGAAGUUGAAUUUCCACGAAGACAGAGGCCCCAUCGCUGCAUCAGCAGCUGCCAGUCAUAUUCAACCUUUAGCUCUGAGAAUUUCUCUGUGUCUGACGGCGAGGAGGGAAAUACCAGUGACCACUCAAACAGUCCUGAUGAGUUAGCAGAUAAACUUGAAGACCGCCUGGCAGAGAAGCUAGAUGACCUCCUGUCCCAGACACCAGAGAUCCCCAUUGAGAUAUCCUCGCAUUCGGACGGGCUCUCUGACAAGGAGUGUGCGGUGCGCCGUGUGAAGACGCAGAUGUCUCUGGGCAAGCUGUGCGUGGAGGAUCGUGGCUAUGAGAAUCCUAUGCAAUUUGAAGAAUCGGACUGUGACUCUUCAGACGGGGAGUGUUCUGAUGCCACAGUUAGGACCAAUAAACACUACAGCUCUGCGACCUGGUAAUGAAAGGAUACCCAUCCUGAAGAUCUCAUAACUAUACUGGCAUCUCAAAUCCAUCCCACCCUCUGACUCUGCCCACUCCCUGCUUUUUUGUCUGGGAGGAGAGCUGCCCCAUCUUUCUUACCCCUAGAAAUAAGCUGCAAUAACAGGAACAUGAGACUUCGCAAAUCUCUGGAAAAAAAUAUCCAAAUGAAAUUAAGUCUCACUGAACAUUUCAAUCAAGAAUGGCAGGGAUCUACUUUAUUGAAUAUUCUAGCUACUGUAACAUUGAUAUUUAUUUUUGUUUGACAUUUUAACACUUUGUACUGUAAAGAGUGAACUAUAUAUGAUAGAGAGAAAGACAAUAAUUUCAUGCAAAAAAAGAGAGAGACUGAGAGAGAGAGAAAGGAGGAAAGAAAAGUGGAAUUUAGGAGCAACAUCCUUGGGGAUUUGUGGGGCUAGGAGGUAUUAUCGCUACUUGAACAGGGACCAGUUCUUUUUGCCAUAAGUAACUGAAGAGACACAGAGCAAGACAUACUGAGCAUUUUAGAAAACAAAGAACAGCAAAAGAAAAGCAAUUCCAGGUAACUUGUGAACAGACCACGUUGUGUUCAACCAACUUGUCCAGAUGGGUGUUGGAAAUGACCUAAAAAAAGUCUGGAGUCCAGAUACUUGCACCCAAGGGUCUUUGAGGGUAUAUGCUUCCUCUACGAGGAAACAGAAAACUGUAUAUGUGGAAGCUGAUCUCAUUUUUAAAAUUUUAAGCAGCAUUUGGUAGUGAAGCUUACAAAUAGCGUCCAACCUUGUCCUUGAUGAAUAUUUCCCUUUUUAAUGCUGUCAGUCAUUACCUUAGCAAAUGCAUUACCUUGGCCAAUGUGUUGAUUUUUCAGAUUUUUCAAGUGCCAUUUUCUUACAGCCUAUUUCCUUUCCACCUGUUAACCACCUCUUUUAGGGAAAAAAAGGGGAGGGGGGAGAGCCUGAGGAGGAAAGAAAAGAAAAAAAGAAUGUCCAACAGUGUUAGAAAAGCAAAUGUGGAAUCUGUCAAAGGACGUUCUCAGAAUGUCUCAGUUCAUCUACAUGGAGAAGAUGGAGUCACCUCUCCCUGGAACCAGGUUGCUUGUCUACUAGAGUUUUAUAUGAUUUAAAUGGAACAGUCUUUGAAGGCAGCUAGGAUGGGUGUGUGUCUGUCCCAAUGUCCAAUCCCAAACCAGCCCCCAUGUUUUUAUUUGUUAAUUCAUUCUGUCCCAGAAGCUUUAGUGACUGGCUACCACUAUCAGAAUAAAGGCAAAAUAAGUAACUUACAAAAGGCAACCCCUCCUCCACCAUGAUAGCAUUUUUGUUCAGUGCUACUUGUAAAAUGUAUUUGGAUCAAUGCAGCUUUGAAUAAUUGGAUUUGGAAAUUUCUAGAAAGAACAACUGAUGCUGAGCAGCGAUUGUAAAGGUUUUACAUUGUCCAAGGCAUGAGGUCCUUCCUGUCUCCAGGGUCAUGGGCUCUGAGAAGCAUCCCAAGGUACUUCAUGUAUCUCAGCUUUAAGGAAAUUUUUAUCUAGAAUUUUAUAUAAAAACAGAUGUUGGCCUAGUUCCUUCUCUGUCUCCAAGAUCAGUUACUGCCAAAAAACCUCUCUAGGCUCAAGACCAGGAGAGGAUGGCUAGAUGCUUUGACACUGCUUCAUAUUGGACAUCAGGAAAGACUUACACACACAGGUAUUAAUCCAUUUCCAAUGCAGACGGAAACAUCGCCCUCCUCUGGGUGUCACUGAUUGCAUCGGCCAAAAAGGAAAAGGAGGAGGGAAUUUAGAGCAAUUCCGUUUGCUUGUCUGAUCCCUCCAUUUGUUUACACUUUACGUUGAGUCAUUGAUUUAAAAUUUAGUGUCCGUAAUUUAUAGGUCUUAGGUAGGAUAAAGGAAAAUGUUUAACUUAUACAGAGAGCAGUAUUGUUUCAUUAAAUUAUUCCGUUUUGUAUAAAUCCUGUAGCUGGACUACAUGACAGAUCUUAAGUUAUGGCAUUAUUAUCAUUGUUGUUUUAUUUUAUAAUAAUUAUUAUCAUUCUCAUUUUCUGUCGACCAGAAGGUGUGGUUUACGGUGCAGCACAAUGAUUGUGUUUAUUGCUAACCAUGAAUUAUUACGGAUUUUUAUGAUUUCUAUGAAGGAAUGAAAAUGGAACUGCCAUUUGGGAGCUCCUGGUAUUGGUCUUAGCUGUUUUCCCUCAUUUUCUGUGUAUGACAACAAUCAUCUGAGGAUGCGGGUUCUGCCCUGGAGCCCAGCGGACACCUUGUGAUCACAAAAGCUCCUGAGUGGACAGAUGACGGAGUAGAUGGACAAACAGUUCACAAGCUGUACACUUUCUCAAGUUUCUUAAGAAAUAAAAUCAUGGGACGAUA
Messenger RNA from Vicugna pacos (alpaca), 6658 nucleotides. Lineage: Eukaryota; Metazoa; Chordata; Mammalia; Artiodactyla; Camelidae. The record is from RefSeq and is a predicted model, not a curated record.